CAUACUGGGAAUAAAGAUCUAUAGGGAUAGAUCGAGGAGACUUAUUGGACUAAAUCAAGAGACUUACAUAGAUAAGAUUCUCACAAAGUUCAAAAUGGAAAGCUCCAAAAGAGGGUUUAUUCCUAUGCAACAUGGCAUUAAACUUUGCAAGACUAUGUGCCCAUCGAGUUCAGAAGAGUUCAAGCGUAUGAAUAAUGUUCCUUAUGCUUCUGCAAUAGGAUCAAUCAUGUAUGCUAUGAUAUGUACUCGACCAGAUGUUGCAUUUGCUUUGAGUAUGUGCAGCAGAUACCAGUCCAAUCCAGGAGAUGCACACUGGAUAGCAGCGAAAAAUAUCCUCAAGUACUUAAGAAGGACAAAGGAUAAAUUUCUGGUAUAUGGCGGAGCUAAUGAGUUGUUUGUCACUGGAUACACUGAUGCAAGCUUCCAAACUGACAAAGAUGACUUCCGAUCCCAAUCUGGUUUCAUAUUUUGUCUGAAUGGAGGAGCUGUGAGCUGGAAGAGCUCCAAGCAGAGUUCAGUUGCAGAUUCUACAACAGAGGCUGAGUACAUAGCAGCAGCUGAAGCAGCAAAAGAGGCUGUUUGGAUUAAAAAGUUCGUUAGUGAACUGGGUGUAGUUCCUAGCAUUGAGAAUGGCAUCAAGUUGUAUUGUGACAAUGAAGGUGCUAUUGCUCAAUCCAAGGAACCUAGAUCUCACCAAAAAUCUAAACAUGUUGAAAGAAAAUUCCAUCUUAUUCGAGAUAUUGUUGGAAGACAGGAUGUAAUAAUAAGUAGAGUUGAUACCACGGAUAACAUAGCAGAUCCGUUGACUAAACCACUCCCUCAGCCGAAGCAUGAGAGUCAUACUAGGUCUAUGGGGCUUAAGCAUAUAGGAGAAUGUCUUUAGGUUGUUUACUUCAUGUUUACAAUUAUUAAGAAUUUUGUUUACCAUAUGUUUGGAAUGUUUAUCAAUAAUAUAAAUGGUUUGUUUCUUAUUUAAUUGCUUGGUUUAGUAUUAAAUAAAAUGUUCAUAUAAUUUGUGUUUUCAAUAGGACUAUUGGAAACGUUUCGAUAAUGGAACCCUAUAAGUGAACUGAAAUCACAAUUUAUAUAAUGUCCCUAAUCUAAAUCACUAAAUUGGACAUAAGUGGUUUAUUAAAGAUUAGCAUGUAAUUAAUUGAUAGCUCGGUUCCAUGGGCUAUGGAAACAUAGAGAUGUUUAAUCGAUUACAUGGAUGCAUACCUGAUGCAUUGAGACUUGACCUAAUCUGAUUCGAAAGGGCAGAAUCGAAUCCUUAUAUUUAGUGGAUUCCUUAGACAUGAGUAUGUCUUAAUCACUACGAAAUAAUUAGUUUAACCUUGACGCUGUUAAACGUCGUGCUGUAAAAGGAGGCUAUAAAGGCAGUGAUCAGGUGGGCUAAGAAUUGAGUGGGAGUUAUGGUCAUACAAGAAUGAAUAAGUCCUCCUAUGUGAUAGGAUUGGUGUGUAGGCCUCUUGAUGAGCGAGAAUUGAAAAUUGCAUGGCCAUGCGGAAUAAGAUUAAAUGGUUAAUCCUUAGUUGAACAAUUCGAACUCAGAGAUCAAGAAACAUAAUUUGAGAAAUAACACUGUGUUGUCAAAUUUCACAUUAAGUGGCUUAAGGAAUUUAUAAUUGUGCAAUUGUCUUCGGACAAGUGGGAGAUUGAAGGAAUAUGUCCGUAGACAUUUCCGACAAUUACUAAAUAUAAAUAUAUAGGAUAUUUAUGAAGAUAAUAAAGUUAAUUAUUAUUAGUAAUUAUAUUUGCUUGCUAGAGAAUAAAUAUAAUUGGUGGGUCAAUAAUAAUUGGACCACAACUAAUAUAAUUAAUCCUAUAAGGUCUUACAAAAGAAUCAAUUGAACGGUAAAUGACUCGGGCCCAUUAGGAGUAUGGGCUUGCGAUCCAAUUAGGUUAACAAAAGAAUCGGUUUCUUUUUGACCUAGGUUACUAGUAUUAUAUGAGGAUAUAAUGCUAGUAGUGGAGAAGUGGGGAUAAUGGGACGAUGGAUGUGAGUAUUAUAAAUAUGUUUAUUUAAA
Amaranthus tricolor (Joseph's coat) is the source of this 2027-nucleotide messenger RNA. RefSeq names its product secreted RxLR effector protein 161-like. NCBI's taxonomy places the organism in Eukaryota, Viridiplantae, Streptophyta, Magnoliopsida, Caryophyllales, Amaranthaceae. The record is from RefSeq and is a predicted model, not a curated record. Bases 95 to 883 code for a protein of 262 amino acids. The transcript has a single exon.